Pygocentrus nattereri (red-bellied piranha) is the source of this 777-nucleotide messenger RNA. Its product is annotated as phosphatidylethanolamine-binding protein 4. NCBI's taxonomy places the organism in Eukaryota, Metazoa, Chordata, Actinopteri, Characiformes, Serrasalmidae. The coding region runs from base 99 to 683 and encodes 194 amino acids. The record is from RefSeq and is a predicted model, not a curated record. The transcript has 7 exons.
AUUUGAUCUAUUAGGCCUUCGAGUCACCUGUCACUCGACGGAGCAGCCUGGUAGUUGAAGUGUGCUUCUUCCUCACGUUGAAUUUCCAGGCCGUUGGGAUGGUUUUCGCGGGCUUUUGUCUGUUCGUGGUCGCGAGCGUCCUCCUCACCGGGCUAACGGCUCACUCGGAUGGGCUGAGUGCAGAAGACGAGGCGUUCUGCAGAGGAGGAUUAGAGUUAAGUUAUCCAGAUCUGGACAUAAAAGCCUGCAUGGUCAUCCCUCAGGAGGUCAGGGAGAAGAUCAGCAAGGACUGGGGACCUCCAAAGGUGCAGCUGGCCACAGCUGAGAAGAAGAAGAAAUACACACUGAUAAUGGUGGAUCCUGAUGCUCCAAGACGUAAUAACCCUACUAGAUCAUACUGGAGACACUGGUUAUUGGUUGACAUAGAGGGCAGUGGGCUGAGAGCAGGAGACAUUAAAGGCACUGUACUAUCUGCGUACAGUCGUCCCACACCUCCUAUACAGACUGGGUUUCACCGUUACCAGUUCCUCCUCUAUGAGCAACCUACAGACCAGGUCCUCUCACUCAGUGAACAAGAAAAGAGCUCACUAGGGAACUGGGAUCCGCAAAUGUUUGUGCAGAAGUUUGGACUUGAGGGCCCAGUGACUUCCCUCCAGUUCCUUACCCAAAACCAUAGAGAUUAGAUGACCUCUCGGAUCUGGUUUGCAUGAUUCAGCUCUGACCAUCACUGUCUCCGAUCCAGUAUUGUAUUUUGUUUUGUAACUAUACUACAGAUUA